CUUGUUCUUCCUGGCUUGGGAUUUUCCAAAAACUUCUCAUAUUGUAUGUAUGCCUCUAGAAUGGGGCAUAAAGAACCAAUUUUUGGGUUCUACCUUUUGUGCUUUAGUACUGGGCUUGCUUGUUGCUUUAUGGUUUGAAAAUGCAGGUCAUAUAGGCAUGAAGAAAAGAUAAAACUUUAUAAAAAGAUAAAAACUUUCUAAAGUCUGCUUUUAACUUAGGGCUUUUUAAUAAUUUCAGAUAUUUUUUUUGUUGAUUAUUUUGGUUCUCCUAUUGAGAUUAUCUUCUCUAGGGUAGUUGUCUAUUUGCAUUUGCAUAGGGCUGUUGUGUUUCCUGGUAUGGAGUCUUAGCAUACUAUCUCUUGCAAACCAAGAUCUGCUGAAAGAAUAAUCUUUGGUUCAGGGUUGCCAAAGUUGAUAUGUUGAAUGUAAUUUCAGGUACAUUAUGAAGAUUGGGGGACGAUGGGCAGUGAUGUUUGCACCUGGAAAUGAAGGAGAGGCAACGGUGGCGAGCUGAAGAGGAUGCUUUAUUGCGUGCAUAUGUGAAACAGUAUGGGCCGAAAGAAUGGCACCUUGUGUCACAGCGCAUGAACACACCCCUCAACCGAGAUGCUAAGUCCUGCUUGGAAAGGUGGAAGAACUACCUAAAACCGGGAAUUAAAAAGGGAUCCCUUACUGAAGAGGAGCAGCGCCUUGUUAUCCAUCUUCAGGCCAAACACGGCAACAAAUGGAAAAAAAUUGCAGCUGAAGUUCCGGGUAGAACUGCGAAAAGAUUGGGGAAGUGGUGGGAAGUGUUCAAAGAGAAACAGCAAAGGGAACAGAAAGAGAACAAUAAGAUAGUAGAGCCAGUAGAGGAGGGAAAAUACGACCACAUUUUAGAGACCUUUGCUGAAAAGAUAGUGAAAGAGCGGAGUGUCCCCGGGUUGCUUAUGGCUAGUUCGAAAGGAGGUUUUCUCCACGCUGAUCCCCCCGCUCCAACACCGUCAAAUCUUCUUCCCCCAUGGCUGUCUAAUACCACCACCACAUCUGCUGUUAGACCUCCAUCGCCAUCCGUUACCUUAAGUCUUUCCCCAUCUACAGUCCCACCCUCACCCGUAAUUCCAUGGCUACAGUCUGAUAGAGGGCCCGAUAAAACUCCCCUUACCUUGAGUGGCUUUCCACCCCAUCACGGGAUUAGCCCUCCCUGUGGAGAGAACCCCAUGGUUACUGAACUCGUGGAAUGCUGUAAAGACUUGGAAGAAGGGCACCGCGCUUGGGCAGCCCAUAAAAAAGAAGCAACUUGGAGAUUGAGGCGGGUGGAGUUGCAACUUGAAUCAGAGAAGUCAUGCAAAAUCAGAGAGAAAAGGGAGGAAUUCGACUCAAAGAUGAAAGCUUUAAUGGAAGAACAAAAAUCUAGCCUGGACAGAAUUGAAUCAGAUUACAAAGAACAGUUAGCGGGGUUGAGGAGGGACGCAGAAGCUAAGGAGCAAAAACUUGCAGAACAGUGGGCAUCAAAGCACUUGCGCCUCACCAAGUUUCUCGAGCAGAUGGGAUGCCCACCACGCCUUGCAGAACCCAACGGCCAGUAACUCCAUUGCAGUGAUUCUGCACCGCCGCCAGUAUAUCACAGUAAAAUUCUUAUCUUGGCUUUUGGUUAAAUGAUGUUUCCAGUUAUGGUGAUGUUCCUGUAACAGGAAUCUACUUGAACUUGAAUUUAUAGCUUUUCCAAGGAUUGUUUUACCACUUUUUUCCCCUGCUUAUCCAACCAAAAAGUUGCAAUGCUAUUUAAAAUAAUUGGAGAAUGAACUGUGCUGCUCAUCCUGUAUCAUCUUUAUAAUAUAUAUAUCCUUGUACUUCUUUUGCUAUAA
This is a messenger RNA of Ipomoea triloba (trilobed morning glory), 1844 nucleotides long. RefSeq names its product transcription factor AS1. The transcript has 2 exons. The record is from RefSeq and is a predicted model, not a curated record. NCBI's taxonomy places the organism in Eukaryota, Viridiplantae, Streptophyta, Magnoliopsida, Solanales, Convolvulaceae. Bases 486 to 1565 code for a protein of 359 amino acids.